Molecule: messenger RNA, 4922 nt
Organism: Lytechinus variegatus (green sea urchin)
Lineage: Eukaryota; Metazoa; Echinodermata; Echinoidea; Temnopleuroida; Toxopneustidae
Product: ankyrin repeat, bromo and BTB domain-containing protein DDB_G0293800-like
Exons: 2
Coding region: 247-2439 (730 amino acids)
Source: RefSeq, a predicted model, not a curated record
UUGAGUUCAAGGUCCCUGCUAGUGGGUGGUCACCUUACCAUCUGGGGUCUAGCUCCUGCUUGUUUCCCCUACUGUCUGGCUUGAGUCUAGGGAGUGCUUGCAUCUGGUGGGUGUGUUCCAAUCUCCUUUCAUAAGUGUAUACUCAAUAUUUUUGAGUCAAUAUUUUAGUCAGAGAUUCCUUGUUUGCAGUGUAAGCUUUUUGACAUUAUAUCGAGGAGAGGUGGGGUGGAAUAUAUUAGGUCUUGUAUGCUAUCAUGGUGUUUGAGUCUUCAAACAAGUCUUCAAAUUUAUUCAAGUCUUGAGAUCUCAAAUCAUCCUGACAAUAGACUGGAAGAGAAUGGUGAUGGCUGCCUAGGAGAAGGGUAUAUCCCAGCACACCAACAUAGAGAGCAUCAUGUACCACUGCCACCAAUCAGAUGGGAUAGUCACACUCUUACCUUAGACCUUUCUAGAACUCCCAGAUUCACUAACGGGGCUCUGUGUCGUCGAAGCGAGGACACUUAUAUAUCAUUAUCAUCUUGCGAGAGGAGGAGGAGGAGGAGCAACCGAAGACGCCGUUCACCAGGAGACGGAAGAUCUGGAGAUAGUGAUCAGUCAGGAAGGAGGAGGAAUAGAAUCCGGGGUAACUCCCACACUCUACCUCUGCCAGGUCGAACAGCUAUGGGCAUGCAGGCCCCUUUAAGAACUAGUGCUUGUUUAGAUGAUAGACGAGGAAUGAUCGAAGAACACAUUGUCACAGGGGCUAGUUGUGAAGCUAUUCUACCAGAUACAGUUGAAAAUAUGUGGGCUCGCAUUGAAAAUACUAGGAGUACCAAUGUACAAUCAGUUGGUAACCAUACUAAUGGGAUUGUGAACAGAAAUGAAGAGACAAUUAUGGAUAGGCACUAUCCUGAAGAAAAUACUGUGUUAGAUAACAAUAAUGAGCAGACAGAGGAUAGCCAUAAAACCAGCAGUAGCUCAACCAGUCCACUGCAGAACCGCUCUCCUCCUAGUGAGAGAAGUCCUUCAGGUAGCAGUGAGAGGCUUACAGGAGGUACUGCCAGCAGUAGCAGUCGUAAUACACGCACAUCAUCCACAAACCAAAGACGUCAACGCCGACGUAGGUCCUCUGACCGUCGGAUGAGGACCUCUUCAAGCAAUUACAGCACGUCUUCCACUGACCACAGCUCUAAGAGCAAUGGAGGAAUCAGACAAACUGCUAGAGCAAGACAGCAACAACUGUUUAGUACAAGCUCAUCAAGCGAUAGUGAGGAUAACACUCCUCAACGCCCCCGCAGACUGAUUGCACGCAUGGGAAAUGGAGGCAUAACACAUGAGGUAGAUAAACAGGGUCAAAGUGGACAGUCAAAUGGACCAAGUCGUUCAAGGAGACACACCCGUGGGACAAGAAACAGGCAGAGACCUUUAAGUGCUCAACCUACGGUAGGAAGACAGUCUAUUCCUCAGUCGCAGAUAAUCACUAAUGCUAAACCAAAUCCUAGACCCGGUACAGGUCAUGAAAGACAUAAUACAACUCAUGGAUUGAGUCCAUCUAGUAUUCAGUUCAAUCAACAUGGUAGGGUCAAGCAAAAGAGACCAGAUUCAUUGGACUUAAAGCUCAUAUGGAGCUCCCAUAGGGGUUAUAUUGGUCAUCAAAGUUCAUUAUCCACUAGUUCUUCCGCUGAUUCUUAUGAUCCCUGGAUUCCCCGGGAUGGUGUGACUAUUGCACCAAAAAAUGAAAAGUUAACUGUCAAUAUGGCUUCUAGUGAAUCUAAGGUUCCACAGAAAGCACCAUCAUGCAGUAAAAAGAAACAACUGCAUCGCAUGUCAGAGGGCAAGAACCAACCUAGGAACAAUCUACCAGCAUCCCUCCAACAACCUGAUAACAAUGCUCAUAUCAGGGUUCAUCCUACUUGCAAUGUCAAUGGACCGAUGGCUGAAAUGGGGCUUCCAUGUAGCAAUAUUGAGAGGGAACAUGCAACACCUGAAAAAGACAUUGACACCACCGAGUGUUGUGAUGUGACAGAAAAUACAACGAAGGACCGUCCAAAAUCUAUGGUGGAGUUUAACAAGGAUACCAGUAUUCUGGUUUCUGAAAUUUUAAGCCAUGCUGACGGUGAUAUCUCUCCUGCUGUCAAGACUGUUCUUCAAGAUAUCCACAGUGUAAUUGAGAAUGAUGAUAGGUAUCUAAGUGAACUAUGGCAGAGUGCUUGCAUUCUCGAUAAGUUUGCCAAUAAAUGUACACACCAGAGAAAUUCCUUGCAGAAUGGUAUCGUGCGCUUCAAGGAUAACAGAGAACAAGACAACGUGGAGGCCACAGUCUCCAAGUCUGAACAGAUGAAGUUCCGUCAUAGUUGUCCUGAUGCUGAUGAUAUGCAAAGGCAAGCAGAGAAGAUGCUGAAUGUAUCCAGAGCAGAACUUGUUAAAAGCCUGGAAGAUGCUCGAGAAACUAUUUUGUAAUGGACAGGUGCAUACAGAUAUCGCUUUCAAAUGUGAACAAUCUAUCCAAUGAGUAAAGACUCUUCCACUUCAUCAAAGAUUAUCCAUGCUUCCUUACCUUUGCAAUCAUUUCCUAAGGAAGAGACUUGAUUUCUAUACUUUGAAUUGUUGUAGUAUUAAAAAAUGUAAUCAUGUGGUGUAAAGAUUAUUUCCUACAUGAGAGUGACUUGGUAAAGUAGUAGAUUGUAGAUACCAAAGAGAACAGAAUGUUAUCAAUUGAUUUCUCUUGUUACUAGUCUGUUUAUUGUAGGUUUUAUUCCAAAUAUCAUUUGACUUGACAUUAUUUAUGAAACAUACUCAAAAUCAAAGAAGCAUGCUAGGAGAAAAAAAAAUGGUAUCAUUAUUAAUUUCCUGUCAUUUUCUCUGUAAGAUAUUUAUGAUUGCAAAAGACAUCAAAUUUUGUGCUUCAGUUGAUGCAGGUGUUUAAGCAUUCUGUUCCUAGUGUCACCCAUUGAACUCAUUCUAGAGGCUAAUAUUCAACUCAAUAGCUAUGCAAUUUGGUUAGAUUGAUAGAGGUUUUGACAUUUACAAGGUAACUUAAUCCUGUGAUGCAUGAAUGUUAUUGAAAAUAGGAAAAAAAACACUUAGAUUAUUAUGAUUGUCAUGAAAAUGUUGAGGUUUUACAUGACCAGAUUCCUGUUGCAUAAGAGAUACAAUCAAUAAAUAGAACUCCAAGUAUGUAACAAAGUACAUACAAUGUUACAAUCAAUCAUAAAUGUUAAUUGUAUCUCUUUACAUGUAUGUUACACUCCAUACAAUAGGUCAUUGUAUCAUUCUGUCUUUAAAAAAAAUCUUAAUAUAUAUUUUAAUUUUCUCUUUCUAUCUCUCUCUCUCUGUUCUCUCAUUUUCUCUUUUUGUCUCUCUCUCGUCCCCCUAAUUUCCUGUCUUUUCCUGUUCCCAUUUCAGAACUGUAUAGUAUUCAUCUCUAACCCUCUCUUCGAAAUUAUUCCUCUCAAGCUAGUUUUGUUUUGAUCUACAUAUAAUCUAAUGGUUUUUCUAAAUCUGACAGAUGACAUAUAGAUAUUGGGAUUUCCCUUUUCCCUUUUUAUAUUUAUGACAAUGCUUGCAAGUUGUUAACUCUUUAAAGCACCCUUUCUCAAAGGUAACUUGCAUUUUUAUUUUUUAUUUCUUUCUUUUGCUGCAGUGUCUAGACUGAAUAGGAAGGAAAGCUCUGUGCAAUGUUCUUGAUUUUUGUAUCGUGUCCUACAAAAACUUUUGUAUUUGUACAAAUUUGUGUGUUUAUUUAUUUUUGUGGCAUUGUAUAACAAUGCAUUGGUGCUAGGAAGUUGAAAUGUGAGUGUUAGAAUGAUAAAAAUGCUUCUUUUUAUUUAUCUCCUUAUUUCCUUCAUCUUAAAGAUAGUUACAUCAGUCAAAACUUUUGGUUACUGUACAUCACCAAUGGAAAGAAGUACAUGAUGAAUUAUAAUAUCAUAGUUGCAAGAUAUAAGUUAAGCUGUUGAACUUAGAGGUACAGUGUAUGUUUUAUUGUAAUUCACUGAUUAUGCAUCAUUAGCACUACAUUUUCUUCAUGCAUUCCAUUCUGAUGUAUUAUGUGGUUAUUACUUGAUUACAACUGAAUUUCUUUGAUUUGCUGGAUUCAUUUCAAUCAUUGAUAGCAAACUGAAUGGUGUAAAUGAUAUUGUUCAUUUAAGAAACAGAGAAGUGUAAGUGCUUCCUCAUGAAAACAAUGGUUUAGUUAUGUGUGUUUUUUAAAGUUUUUAUGCUUAUUGGCUAGGUUGUCUAAAUCUCAGUUAUCAGUUUUUAUAUUAUUUUGGUCAAUUGCAUACAUUAUGAGAAAGAGAAAAUUUCUCCUAUUUCAGUCUAUGCAGCUCGUACAAAAGUGUAAAAAGUAUUUGUGUCUGCUUUCAUUUGUUGGUCUUGUUACAUAUCAGGCAGAUUCAUAUUAACGUAGAUUAGAUUAUUGGAAUACUUUUUCACGUGAAAGAAUUAAUAUCAUUAAUGCUGUGAGAAAUAUGAUGUGUACAUGCUACCAGGAAAUACUGCAUUAAUACAAAGCUUCUUUUGUUUUAAUGCUUUGCUGAUCAUGAAUGUUCUUUUGUAAAGGAAAAUUGAUACUUGAGGGGAAAAUAAAACCACAUUGUUUGCUAUGGUUUUGCGAGUAUUUUCAGGAAAUGAGAAAUAAAAGACACCGUCUUCAUUUCAAAUGGGUCAUGAAGUGGCUUUGAUUCAUACUCAGAAAGGGGCCCUGGAAAUAGAAGAAAGUUUGCGGAUUUCCCACAACAUAGAAACCACAUUUUUGUCUUGUGAAAUAAUAGCAAUGUUGUUCCUAAUGACUGAGUUUAUAGAAACUUGAAUCAAUUCCAAAAUGUGAAGCUUUUUAUUACGAAUUCUUUGUCUAUGGUCCAUCUUUCUUUUCUCUGAGCUAUCUUUAGUGUAUGCUUUUGCUUCUUUGGCAUCUCCCAUCACCAUGUGUGGAUCAGGGA